Amaranthus tricolor (Joseph's coat) is the source of this 3102-nucleotide messenger RNA. Its product is annotated as folate synthesis bifunctional protein, mitochondrial-like. The transcript is spliced from 3 exons. Bases 407 to 1936 code for a protein of 509 amino acids. NCBI's taxonomy places the organism in Eukaryota, Viridiplantae, Streptophyta, Magnoliopsida, Caryophyllales, Amaranthaceae. The record is from RefSeq and is a predicted model, not a curated record. Gene Ontology annotation, biological process: tetrahydrofolate biosynthetic process. Gene Ontology annotation, molecular function: dihydropteroate synthase activity; 2-amino-4-hydroxy-6-hydroxymethyldihydropteridine diphosphokinase activity.
GACCGGAACACUCCUUCCCUCACAAGUCUCACGCCAUUACUUCUCCUCUCUCCCUCCUUCUCCCUCACGGCUCACCACCACAGCCAGCAGCAGCAGCCGUGGCUUCCUCCACCAGUCCGGCUGCGUUUUCCCUUCCCCACGACAGCCACCAGCAGCGCCGGCCCAACUCCUCCCUCCUGGCAGCAGCAACAGCUGCGUUUCCCCUCCCCAACAGCAGCAAGCUGCUGUGACGCCAAGGCAGCAGCAUCACGCAGCUUUCCUCCACUAUCACACACGGUGGGUCACAUCACCACCACAAGAACCACUAACUCCUUGAUUCUUUCUAGUCUCCCCAUUUGGUAUGAAGUGUUGUUUAGUAUACAAUCAAUUUUUCUAAACUGGGCUAUUAAAGAGAAGCAUUGUAGACAUGAGGAAUGUGUUCAAGCGUCUCAAGACAACCAAAUUACUCCCAAAUGGGAUCUUCAACUGUAAUAGAGCUUCGUGUUUUGCUUUCCUUCACUCAUCACCAGUGGACGAUGUUGAAGUUUGUUCCAAGAAGCAAGAAGUCGUUAUUGCAAUUGGGAGCAAUGUUGGUGAUAGAUUAGAAAAUUUUAACCAAGCUCUGCAACAAAUGAAGAGAUUAGGCAUAGACAUCACAAGGCAUGGUUGUUUGUAUGAGACAGAACCUGCAUACGUGACUGAUCAACCGAAGUUUCUUAACUCUGCUUUAAGAGGCUUUACAAGACUUGGACCUCAUGAAUUAUUAGGGGUAUUGAAGAGAAUCGAAAAAGAUAUGGGUAGAACCAAGGGAAUAAGGUAUGGUCCUAGACCAAUUGACUUGGACAUACUAUUUUAUGGGAAGUUUAGGGUGAGCUCUGAGAGCCUCACUAUCCCCCAUGAAAGGAUAUGGGAAAGACCAUUUGUGAUGGCACCAUUGAUUGAUUGUAUUGGGUCUGAUGUAGAAAAUGACACUAUUUGUACAUGGCAUUCAUUAUCAAAUUUUUCGGGCGGAAUCUUUGAAGCAUGGGAUAAACUCGGUGGAAGUUCCCUAAUCGGGAAGGAUGGAAUGAAAAGGGUUUUGCCCGUUGGGAACCGCUUAUGGGAUUGGUCUCAUAAAACCUCUGUAAUGGGAGUCUUGAACUUGACUCCUGAUAGCUUUAGUGAUGGAGGAAGGUUUCAAUCUGUCGAUAUUGCAGUUGCUAAGGUUUGUCAAAUGAUCUCAGAUGGGGCCGACAUAAUUGACAUCGGGGCACAAUCAACCAGACCCAUGGCAACUAGGAUUUCGGCUGAAGAAGAGAUAGAAAGAGUAGUACCUAUAUUAGAAGCUGUCAAGGAUUUGAUCGAGGAAGAAGGAAGAAUCUUAUCGGUGGAUACAUUUUAUUCAAAAGUUGCUUCUGAGGCCGUCAAGAAGGGGGCACACAUUGUGAAUGAUGUCUCUAGUGGGAAAUUCGAUCCUGAGAUGUUCAAUGUUGUUGCGAACCUUAAAGUUCCUUAUAUAGCAAUGCACAUGCGAGGAGAUUCGACUUCAAUGCAAAAUUCUGAGAACUUGACGUACAAUGAUGUUUGUAAGCAAGUGGCUUCGGAGUUGAGCUCUAGGGUCAUAGAUGCAGAAUUAUCGGGAAUUCCUGCUUGGAGGAUGGUUAUUGAUCCCGGCAUUGGCUUUUCUAAGAAUACGAAGCAAAAUUUGGAAAUUCUUAGUGGUUUACAAAAGAUACGGGAAGAGAUAGCUAAGAAGAGUUUGGCGGUAGCUCAUUGCCCCUUGCUAAUUGGACCUUCAAGAAAGAGGUUUCUGGGCGAAAUUUGUAAUCUCCCUGUAGCAGCUGAUAGGGAUCCUGCUACCGUUGCUUCUAUAACUGCUGGAGUUUUAGGUGGUGCAAACAUUGUAAGAGUACAUAAUGUGAGGGAUAACCUUGAUGCUGUCAAGUUAUGUGAUGCCAUACUCGGAAAAUCGGAUUAAUUGCUUGUUUUGGAUUCUUAGAGCUGAUGUUCCUGAUUUUCUUUUGCUUUUAUAUGCCCAAGAUUCAUAGUUUAGGCAAGGUAUAUACUUCCUUAGAGCUGCAUCAAGUUUCAAUGAACAUCAAAUAGCUACACAUUGCCAAUGAUGUCUAGUGGAAAGUUCGAUUUCGAGAAUGAUGAAGUUCGCAAUGCCGGUUCUUAGGGCAUUCGAGGUAGCCGACUGCCUAGGGCGCCAGAAAUAAGGAGUCUCAAAUAUUAAAUGGUGCUAUUCAACCCGAUUUUGAGCAAUACUUUUUAAGUGAUUUGUUUGUGAACCUUUUUUAUAUUUGAAGUAAUAUGAUGUUUUAAGGGCCACAUUUUAAAAGACAUCUGCAAAAAUAAAUAAGGGCCACCAAAAUCUUUGCACCGCCCCUAGAAGUCCGUAAGUAAUUUGCUCGAAAGUAGAGCUUUAGCCCCUAAGGUUAUAGUUCUUACAGAUGUAGAAUCAUUGGCUACUUGGCUAUUUCUGCUUAGAACAUCAUAGCAUUGAUCCAGACUUUGAAUUCCAUGUAGAAUUAUGUUGUGACCGGUGACUCAUGGUCGAAUUGACCCUUUGAGGGAAGUUUAGUGCUGUUGAAGUUGUUCUUUGAGUCUAUGGUUCAAUCUGCUCGGUUUGAUGAAGGUUGGACUGUGUCGAGACAAGAUGGGUCAAAGAGGCCAAUGGACAAGGAGGAGAAGAUCAAGUCGACCUUGGGCAAGCUUGACCAAGUUGCUUGGACGAGCAGAUCAUGCAAACACUGUAAGAGUCUUGAUUCUCUGAAGCUAUGUGAUAUUGUACUCAAAAUGGAAUCUUCGGUAUGAUGUUAGUUUCAAGAUUUUGGUUUUUUCCCCAUAUUUUUGUCCUAUGUUGUAUGCUUUUUUGUAUUGUGCAUCCAUGCAUAUAAUGACAUAUGCUGAGCAAAUUUUGGUGCAAAUUAUUAUUACAGAAUAAAUGUUGAGAAUCUUAUAAGGUAAAAAGUAAAAAUUAGCAAAUUUGGUAAACAUUUUUAACCUAUUGUAAUUUUGCUCAAUAUUUGCAUUUUAUGUGAGGAAAUUGGUUGCUUAGCUAGAAUUGAUGUAAGAUGAAACAUGUAAAUGUUAUCAUGUGAUCCAAGAUUUAUUGAACAAAAGUUUCAACUUUUUCUCGUC